Molecule: messenger RNA, 2675 nt
Organism: Medicago truncatula (barrel medic)
Lineage: Eukaryota; Viridiplantae; Streptophyta; Magnoliopsida; Fabales; Fabaceae
Product: long-chain-alcohol oxidase FAO1
Exons: 4
Coding region: 100-2397 (765 amino acids)
Molecular function (GO): flavin adenine dinucleotide binding; long-chain-alcohol oxidase activity
Source: RefSeq, a predicted model, not a curated record
AACUACACGCCAUAUAUGUUGGUCCAAAAAUAAUAUUAUAUACCAUAUAUUAAUUCUUUUCAUAUCUGUAUUAACUAGUUCUUUUAUAAGGUGUUGAUCAUGAGUGAUCACAAUACAGAAAGAAAGAUGAGAAGAGAGUGUCAUCCAUUGUUGAGUGGUGUGAGAGAGAAUAGCAAAUACAAACAUGGAUUUUCUGUAGCUGAGAUGGAGUCACUCACAAGCAUAUGUGAAGUUGUGUUGCCUUCAUUGCCAAUGGAUGAUGCUCUUACAAAAGAUGAUGAAUCAAGCAAGGAUGUGCAGUCUUUCUUCAACAUCUCUGCUUCUAUGUAUCCAAUCCCUGACGAGGUUGCUGAGAUGCUAGUGAAGAGCGGUGUAACAGAAGCAGUAAUAUUGAUAAGGGUGAUUCUAUGGCUUCUGGCAACGAGGUUGGGCACUUUAUUGAUUUGUGGUUUGCUCUGUCUUAGCAAGAAAUGGCCAUUUAUCAACAACUUCUCAAGCUUGUCUUUGGAUAAAAGAGAAAAGAUUGUGCAGAGGGCUCUCAAGCUUAGGUUCCUCACUCCUUUUAGACUCGCAUUCGCUUACAUCAAAGUCCUAUGUCUCUUUGUUUUCUUCUCUUGGGUUGAUGAAAAUGGUGAUAAUCCAGCAUGGAAAGCCAUUGGAUAUGAGGUAUCAACAGCUGAUGAGAAAAUGACCAAUGACACCAAAAAGAGACCCCUUGAAAAAGGAAUUAUAGAAAUCAUGCAUGAACAUGACACAACUCUUCAACAAUCUCUAUCUAACAAAGGCCUCAAUGUUACACUUGACUCCAAAAACAACAUCCUCAAAAUCAAAUGUGAUGCAGUAGUUGUUGGUUCUGGCUGUGGAGGAGGUGUAGCAGCUUCUGUCCUAUCAAAAGCUGGCUACAAAGUGGUUGUUCUCGAGAAAGGAAACUAUUUUGUUCCCAAAGAUUAUUCAUCUCUAGAAGGUCCUUCAAUGGACCAACAAUAUGAAAAAGGAGGUAUGUUAGCUUCUGUUGAUUCAAGAAUAGUUCUUUUUGCAGGUUCAACAGUAGGUGGUGGUUCAGCUGUGAAUUGGUCAGCAUGCAUAAGAACACCACAGAAUGUGUUAAAAGAAUGGUCAGAUGAACACAAACUUCCCCUCUUUGAAACCUUAGAGUAUCUAUCUGCUAUGGAAACCGUGUGUGAGAGGAUUGGUGUCAAUGAAAAUUGUACACAAGAAGGAUUCCAAAAUCAAGUAUUAAGAAAAGGGUGCCAAAAUCUUGGCUUAAAAGUUGAUUAUGUGCCAAGAAAUUCACCAGGGAAUCAUUAUUGUGGUUCAUGUGGUUAUGGUUGUCCAAAAGGUGAGAAACAAGGGACUCAAGCUACAUGGCUUGUAGAUGCUGUUGAUAAAGGUGCUGUGAUAAUAACAGGAUGCAAAGCUGAGAGAUUCUUGUUUGAUAAUAAUUAUAAGAAUGCCAAUACCAGAAAGAAGAAGAAAUGUUUGGGAGUGUUGGCCAAGACUUUAAACAGUAGAGUCACAAUGAAGCUACAGAUUGAGGCCAAAGUGACAAUUUCUGCAGGUGGGGCAAUUCUUACACCACCAUUAUUGAUCUCUAGUGGUUUAAAGAACAAAAACAUUGGUAGGAAUCUUCAUCUCCAUCCUGUACUAAUGACAUGGGGAUACUUUCCAGAAUCAAAAUCAGAUCUCAAAGGUAAAAUCUACGAGGGAGGUAUAAUCACAUCUGUCCACAAAGUAUCUUCAUCAUUAAAUGAUCAUUCAAUAUCAGAUACAAGAGCAAUAAUUGAGACACCAUUACUAGGACCAUCAUCAUUUGCAUCAAUAUAUCCAUGGGAAUCAGGACUUGACUUCAAACAAAGAAUGCUAAAAUAUCCAAGAACAGCACACUUAAUCACAAUAAUAAGAGACAAAGCAAGUGGACAAGUAAAAACAGAGGGAAGAAUCAGCUACAAAUUGAAUUCAAUUGACAGAGAGAAUAUGAGAGCUGGUUUACAACAAGGACUAAGAAUUCUAAUAGCAGCAGGAGCAGUUGAAGUAGGAACACACAGAAGUGAUGGUCAGAGAAUUAAGUGUAAUGAGAACACUGGCGAAAAGGAAAUUGAAGAGUUUAUAGAUAGUGUUUAUCCAAUGGAAGGAGCAUUGUGGCCAGGUGAGAAUUGGAAUUUGUAUACUUCUGCUCAUCAAAUGGGGAGUUGUAGAAUGGGAGUGAAUGAAAAGGAAGGUGCUGUUGAUGAAAAUGGUGAGAGUUGGGAAGCUGAAGGGUUGUUUGUUUGUGAUGCUAGUGUUCUUCCAACUGCUGUUGGUGUUAAUCCUAUGAUCACUAUUCAAUCAACUGCAUUUUGUAUUUCAAAUAGGAUUGUAGAUUUUCUUCGAAAGGGGCAAGAAUCAAAAGAUUGUUGAUUGUUUUCUACGCAUACUUGAGUUGACAAUGAGUUUGAUGAUUUCACGGUGAACCACGUUAAUUUUUGCAGUAGCUAUGCUUUAUAGAGCUUCAAUUAAAUUACAAUAUCACUUUGAUUCCCGUCAAACUCACGGUGACAAAAUAAAAGAUUGCUAAAUUAUGGUAAUGUGUACUCAUGUUUGAUUAUAUAUCAAAUAUAAGUUGUAAUCAUAUCUUCAAAAUAUUUAACUUUAUGUGAGAUGGAUGUUUCAUGUUCAAGCAUCAUUGUGUUGUUCAA